This is a messenger RNA of Tricharina praecox, 1731 nucleotides long. RefSeq lists its product as uncharacterized. The coding region runs from base 1 to 1731 and encodes 576 amino acids. Gene Ontology annotation, molecular function: protein binding. The record is from RefSeq and is a predicted model, not a curated record. Lineage: Eukaryota; Fungi; Ascomycota; Pezizomycetes; Pezizales; Pyronemataceae. The transcript has a single exon.
AUGGCUCCCCGCACGCUCCUCACCUUCAACGACGCCCUCAUCGCACGAAUCCUGCAGUACCUACCGACGGCCUCCCUCUUCACCGCCUCCGUAGUCUGCAGCCGUUUCCGGCGCCUCCUCUUCUCCUCCGGCUACGUCUCCCAAGCGCUUCUAAAACCGCACCUGGCGGUCCUGCGCUCCCGCUUCGGGCCCGCCACGGUCCCGCGCAAGCUCGCGAUCUCGGCGGUGCGGCAGCUUUUGUCCCUCUACGCGCGACAAGCGCUCUUCGGCGAGUUCUCCUCGACCGUGACCUACGACGUAUCGGACCUGUGCUGCGCGGCGGCGACAUGGCGCGAUGCGUGCGCCGUCCCGCUGCGCACCCGGCGCUUCGCCGUCUCCGCCAGCCUGCUGGCGUACGCGGUCAAGAAUAGGCGCGUGCACGUCUUCGACACCCGCCGGACGCCGGUGCGGCUGCUGACCACGCUCAAGCUGCGCGCGCGCGCGGUGGCGCUCGCCGUGAGUGAGGCGUUUCUUGCGGUCUUGGACGAGACGGGAGUGCAUAUGUAUCAGCUCCUGGCGAGGGACACGCCGAAAUUCAUGCCAGUGCAUACAUAUAGCAUCACAAUUCCCGGAUUGAAGGACCCCUGUGCUAUCGCCAUCACGCCGGAAAGGAACUCGACGCCGCUGGUGGCCGUGCUGGGUGCGGAGCUGGUGCUGGUGCACCCGAGCCACGCGCUCGCGGAGCGGCGGGGCCGGUUCUUCCGGCCGGAAGCUGCGGCGGCCCCACUCCACUCCGAAAAACAAAAAGCCCGAGCCAGCGUUUCCUCCAAGUCCAAAUCCCAGCCGCGGAAGCACGAAUGGAUCCUGACCUCCCCAGGCCUGAGCAUCAACCUCUCACCGCCCUUAUCCUUCAGCAUGUCGGGCCGCCAGCUCUCUGUAAGCGCACAGGGACACUCCGCAUUCCUCGGCGCCGCCUGGAGCAAUGAGGACUCGCACGAGCUCGCGCGGCGCCGCAUAAACGGGCUGAAGGACGGCGCGGCCGCCGGCGCGGCCGACCAGCAGUCCGACGAUGACGCCGAACUACUGUUCAAGCACUUCCGCGGCGCGCGCCGAUGGGUGCCGAAGCACCUAAACACUGGCGGGGGCGGAGGUGGGGAGGGCGCGGGCGGGGUGCAGGUCACGGACGCAAUGCAUAUAUGGGAUAGCUACUAUAUCCUCACAGAGCGCGAGAGCGGCGCGGUGCGCAUCGCGACCGUGGCGCCGUAUGAGCCCCGCUGCACGCUGUACCGGCGCCCGCAAAGCCGCGGAGACGCAAAUGCCGGCUACGCCGUCUGGAGCCAAAUCGUCGACGGCCGCACCGUCGCCGGGUACAUCGCCUUCUCGCCCGCCGAGGGAAGGCUGAACGUGCUACCGCUGGAGCGGAUUCCGUGGACGGGCGGCAGGGGCGGCCGGGGGAGGGGCCGGGAGGAUGUGGAUGUGGAUGUGGGCUGGGAGCUGGUUACCACGUGCAGAGAUAUUGCGAUCGGUUCUGGAGAGAUUCUCGGCAUGUCGGCGGGGAGCGAGCAGGUCGUGGUCGUGUUUGAGGACCGCGUCGUGGUCGUUAGGCUGUGGGUGCGCGAGGUGGGCGGCGUCGGCGAUGAGCGCUGUGAGUGGGCUGUCGACAGGAAGGGCGGUGUGCACCGCGAUUGGGAGGGGCGUGGGAAGUUGAACUUGAAGUGUUUACGCUCUGAGGAGGAGUGUUUGCUGAUGUGA